UAAAAUAAUACAAGUAUAUAAGACAAAUAUUGCGCUAAAUUGACCGAGGUGGUCAAACCCUAACUCCAGUGCUGGUUGGGGCUAAUCCCACUCAAAUUAUCUUGUUCAUGCUUCAAGAUGACCACCACAAAUUAUACAGCGGAAUCACUCUCCCUCGUUGAAAUACCGAGCAUUGCUGAAGAAUACGGAGAAGAAGGGUGUGGCUCCUUUGACACGGACGAUGGUGAAAGCAUUAUCCCCACUGAUGAAGACUCUCACAGCGUUGGAAGCGAUGAACAAAACUUGUCAGAAGCCAGUGAGCAGGAAGAAGUGGAUGAGGCUGUGGCGGAAGAUAUGAGAAAACUCGAGGGCACUUUUAAGGGUAUCUCUAGCAUGUAUCGCCUGAUCAAUCGCAUCGGAGAAGGCACGUUUUCUACCGUCUAUAAAGCUGAAGAUCUUCUAUAUGAUGAAUAUGAAAAUGAAUGGGACUGGGAGCGAAAGUCUGAUGACCAGGAUCAUGAACGAAACAGAAAUCUGCAGUCCACCGACAGACACUCGUCUAAAUCCCAACGGAAGGCUAAACGGAGGCCUCAUUACGUUGCGUUGAAAAAGAUCUAUGUUACUAGUAGCCCAAGUAGAAUCCAAAAUGAGCUUGAGCUAUUGAACGACCUCUACGGUAGUCGUUCCGUCUGCCCUCUUGUAACUGCAUUCCGAUACCAAGACCAGGUAGUGGCAGUAUUACCAUACUUCCCUCAUACUGACUUUCGAGUCCAAUAUCGCACGUUCCUUGUUUCUGACAUGAGACACUACUUCCGUUCUCUUUUUACCGCCCUCCAUGCAGUUCACAAAGCUGAUAUCAUCCACCGAGAUAUCAAACCAACCAACUUUUUAUACAACCCAAAACUUCGACGAGGUGUUCUUGUUGAUUUCGGCCUCGCAGAGCGCGAAUAUCUAGGCGGGGAACUCUGCCACUGCGCCCAGAACUCUACAGCAAGUAAAUAUCGCGCCAUGUGGUUGCAAACAAACAUUCGUUCCAAUGCCCAGUCUGCAGGAUAUCCUAAAAACGACUCGCGCCCUUCACGGCGUGCAAACCGUGCGGGAACCAGGGGCUUCCGUGCACCAGAGGUCCUGUUCAAAUGCACGUCGCAAACGACAAAGAUUGACAUCUGGUCGGCUGGAGUCAUACUACUGACCCUCCUCGGUCGACGUUUUCCCUUCUUCAAUUCUGCAGACGAUGUAGAUGCCAUGAUUGAGAUUGCAAGCAUAUUUGGGUCACGCCGCAUGAAAGCUGCGGCAGCAUUGCAUGGACAGGUUUUCGAAACGAACUUACCCACCAUUGGCGAGAAGGGGUAUUCCUGGGAAAAGAUAGUGCUGUGGUCUAGCUGCGUGGCGCAACUCACGGAAAGCGAAAAACAAGCUACUAGUUUUCUUUCUAUGCUCCUGGAAUUGAAUCCUAGCAAACGGCCCACGGCCAAAGAGGCCUUGCGUCAUGAAUUCUUCACUCAUCCGGAGGAGGAGGAUUUGGCUUGGGAGGACAUUGGUGAUAAAGAACAGGAUGAUAAACCAAACCAGGCACAGGCAGUAGAAGAGCAGCGUCAACAGGAGGAGACAGUCGAGCCAGCUGAUGAAAUGCACCUUGUAUGAAAUGUUGGGUGCAUAUCUGCAUAUAUAUACUUUUUCAGCACUGGUGUUAUGAGCGGCUGCAAAGGGGUGCAAGGGCAUGGAAAUGGAGGGGUUAUUGGCUUCUCAGUCUACUAUUUCUAUGGAUCAAAGCAUAAGUGUUUCAAUAUCCAAGAUGAUUAUAUCCAU
Histoplasma capsulatum G186AR is the source of this 1788-nucleotide messenger RNA. Its product is annotated as serine/threonine-protein kinase Hsk1. Gene Ontology annotation, cellular component: nucleus. Gene Ontology annotation, biological process: protein phosphorylation; mitotic DNA damage checkpoint signaling. The coding region runs from base 118 to 1623 and encodes 501 amino acids. The transcript is spliced from 4 exons. Gene Ontology annotation, molecular function: ATP binding; protein serine/threonine kinase activity. The record is from RefSeq and is a predicted model, not a curated record. Lineage: Eukaryota; Fungi; Ascomycota; Eurotiomycetes; Onygenales; Ajellomycetaceae.